AUGUUGGGCGCUUCGGCCACCGGCCGUCGUCCACUCCUGGUGAAAAACCAACGGAAAUUCUCAAUAGCGUACUUUUCCGGGAAAAUGUUGGCCAAGAUGGGGCGAAUCGCGCUCAUCGCCGAGGAAAUGGGGCGCCCGGAAGACGCCAGAAUGGUGGCAGCUCGCCUGGCCGAAGCCUCUCAGGUUUGGCUGAACGGUACGGCGGGGUCCCCCUUGCUCUAUGACUUCCGGUGGGGAGGCGUGGUCACCUGCGGCUGCGCGUACAAAAAGGACCACGGCUGCACUAAUGGUAUCGGCCCAUAUCAGUGCCCAGGCCUCAGCGACCCCGGGAUGAACUUCGGCCUUGGCUUUUAUAACGAUCAUCACUUCCAUUUCGGCUACCACAUCUUUGCGGCGGCCAUCGUCUCCAAAUUUUUCCCGGAUUGGGGAAUCAAGCACCACGAGGCCGUGACGCUGCUCAUCAGAGACAUCGCGAACCCGUCCAGCUCGGACCCUUUCUUCCCGGUGUUCCGACACAAGGAUUGGUUCUUGGGGUCGUCGUGGGCCCUUGGCAUUCCCACCCUGGGGGGGGUCCCGUACAUGAACGGCCGCAACCAGGAAAGCAGCAGCGAGGCCGUCAACGCGUACUACGCCGUCGCCCUCUACGGCCACGUCAUGGCACAGGUGUUCUCCUCAGCGGGCGAUCCGGCAAAGACGCAGACGGCCUCCCUCAUUCGGGACACCGGCAGGCAGCUUCUCGCCACGGAAGUACAGUCCGCCCAGAUUUACUGGCAAGUCGCCAACGCAGGCACCCCCGACUUGCCUAGAGUGUAUCCGGAGGCCUACCGGCCGCACGUCGUCGGGAUGCUUUGGAGCACGCUGGCGCAGAUGCAGACCUGGUUCGGAGCGGAGGCCUGGAAAGUUUACGGGAUCCAGAUGCUCCCAAUCACCGGAGUUAGCGAGCAGCUGCUGGACCCGCGAUGGGUGCAGCAGAUGCUGCCGUCUUUCGAGGAUUCUUGUCUGUACGACAGCAACCCUAUAAAGGCCUGUGUCGUGGAGGGGUGGUCGAUGCUCGUGCACGCGGGACAAGCGAUCACCGGCAGGUGGGAAGAUGGUAGGGAUGGGAUAAUGGCCCUCCCAGACGACGUGUUCGAGACGGCGGGCGGAAAUGGUCACAGUCGAACGAGCAUGCUGUGGUUUGUGGCCAAUCGCCCUCCCCCUCCGCCACCAUCGGGUGAUGACGACAGUUAUUAA
This is a messenger RNA of Ectocarpus siliculosus, 1233 nucleotides long. NCBI's taxonomy places the organism in Eukaryota, Phaeophyceae, Ectocarpales, Ectocarpaceae. The record is from the annotation of a GenBank genome assembly.